Microsporum canis CBS 113480 is the source of this 246-nucleotide messenger RNA. Its product is annotated as Cox17p. The transcript has 3 exons. The coding region runs from base 1 to 246 and encodes 81 amino acids. Lineage: Eukaryota; Fungi; Ascomycota; Eurotiomycetes; Onygenales; Arthrodermataceae. Gene Ontology annotation, cellular component: mitochondrial intermembrane space. Gene Ontology annotation, biological process: mitochondrial respiratory chain complex IV assembly. The record is from RefSeq and is a predicted model, not a curated record. Gene Ontology annotation, molecular function: copper chaperone activity; copper ion binding.
AUGUCCGGUUUCUUGUCGGCGCUCUGGACGAAGCCAACUGUCCCUGGCGAGUCCAACUCGGCUGCCACCACCUCCUCUCCCUCUGAAACUUCAAAGCCAAAGCCAUGUUGCGUAUGCAAAUCUGAAAAGGCUGCACGAGACGAAUGCAUGCUCUUCUCUAAGUCUAGCGAUCCUGCUGCAAAUGAAUGCUUGCAACUCGUACAAGAAUACAAGUCCUGUAUGGCCGAAUUCGGAUUUAAGGUCUGA